Molecule: messenger RNA, 396 nt
Organism: Phytophthora infestans T30-4
Lineage: Eukaryota; Oomycota; Peronosporomycetes; Peronosporales; Peronosporaceae
Exons: 2
Coding region: 1-396 (131 amino acids)
Source: RefSeq, a predicted model, not a curated record
AUGGUCAUUGACGAUGCAGAGUCUGAUGAAAACGAACGCCUGAUCCACUGGAACGCUCCGCUAGGUGAAAGUGAUGCUCCGGAUGAGUGGGUGUCUGGCGAUGAACAUCAAUACUCGCUUCGCUAUAAGUCGACUGUACUGGCGUUUCUGGACACGGAGGAUGGUGUUGCGUUCCAAACGGCGAUCAUGUGUGUGGACACAUGGCGAACGAUCUUAGCAAGCAAUUGCAUGCGCUCCGUGUCUCAAUUUCUCAACCGAGGGACGUGCUUAAUCAAAAUCCAUAUUACCGACUCGUCGCUAAAGGCCGAUCUCAUAAAUUACAUUUCGCAAGCGGCAACCAACGUUGUGGAGACGGACUGCUGCUUACAAACACGGAAUUGCAGUAUUCGCACAUGA